Anguilla rostrata (American eel) is the source of this 3718-nucleotide messenger RNA. Its product is annotated as zinc finger E-box-binding homeobox 1. Gene Ontology annotation, molecular function: DNA-binding transcription repressor activity, RNA polymerase II-specific; RNA polymerase II cis-regulatory region sequence-specific DNA binding. The record is from RefSeq and is a predicted model, not a curated record. Lineage: Eukaryota; Metazoa; Chordata; Actinopteri; Anguilliformes; Anguillidae. Gene Ontology annotation, cellular component: nucleoplasm. Gene Ontology annotation, biological process: regulation of transcription by RNA polymerase II. The transcript has 2 exons. The coding region runs from base 112 to 3216 and encodes 1034 amino acids.
ACCCUCCCUCCCUCUCCGAUGCUCCCCCUAUCUCGGAUCUCGCUUCACUCACUCAUUCAUAUUUGGUCUUCCGGAAGUAACCGCGACUCGGAUUCAAACGGUUGAUCCCGAAUGGAUUCACAGUUAGCGGCUGUCCUGACCAGUAGUGGGACAGCUUCGAUGAACAGAAACCAUCUGCCCGAGAGGACAGGAAAAUCCAUGGAAAUGCCCCCUUUGACUGAUAUUCAGGAUGUGCCCAUUGACCUAUCCCUGAAAUCCUCGUGUUCUCUACCUCUUGAUUCUCAACCCUUGUGUCUCAAAAUGACUCCCUCGUGCAACAGCAAAGCCAAGCAGUUUUACUGGACAGAAACAAGAAUUCAGGGGAGAAUGACAGAGACAAGUAAGGACAGCACAGACACUCUUGAAAUUGUUGCAGAAGUGACUGGUGUGCACAAACCUGUCCUGUCCAACAUGGACUCCUUGCCAAAUUCAUGCAAGGACCCUUUGACUCCUGGUUUUUCUGGCUGCUUAUUGGAACAAAAAGGGAUUAUGUCUGAGUCUCUGUCCAGCGACCAGUCAGAAUGCCCUACUGCCAGCCUGGUCACUGUUAAAGAGGAGAUUGAGGAGGUAUGCAUCGGGGAAUUGGAAGGGUACAGUGAUGAUCAGCCCGAUUCACCAGGAUCCCUCAAUGAGACAAAUAGGGACAUGACAAGGGACAUCGCCGAUAGCACUGACACACAGAGCACAACUGUUUCAGGCGCUAACAGCAGUACGAUCCCUACGGACACCAUUACAGCCUUAAAAACCGAACCUCGGCAUAAUGCAGCUAACAGGUGUGGAUUCACAAAUCAAGAAAUAAAGUCGUCAGAAAUCAAGUCGUCAGACUUGAAUGGAAACGAUAGUUCUUCAAAACGGGCGGAAAUGCAAGUUGAUAAACGGCCACAGUUGAACUUGGGGAUCUUGUCUGACAGUGGCAAACCGCCUGUUGAAGGUAGCGCUGCUGAAGGAGGGGAAAAAGAAGUGGUCAGAUUGAAAGGCAGGAAAGAGUGUUCAAGUCUUCGUGUGGUCCCUGCUUAUGGUGUUCGUACAAGGAGUCAGAGGAGGAGAGAAAUGAACAGAGAGGCGAAGGGGGAGUCUGGGAAAGGGGAAAAUAAGCCUCUUGGGAAAGACAGACAAAAGAGGGAAGUGCUGUCACAGUCUUCUCCUCCCCUCUCUGACCUUCCUGGAGGGCCUGAAAGGCUGUGUGAGCCUGAGAGAGAACAGGAGCACCCUGAUGCAGACAGGAUAGGGCAGGGAAGAGAGUGUCAGCGUAGACUGCAGGAGGAAGUGCUAGAUCUGAGCUUGUCAAGGAAGGGAGGAAAGAGCAACACAGGCUGCCGGAAGGUAGGAUUUGAAGAAGGAUUUGAGACUACACUUUUAAUGGAAGUGGAUGAGAUAGUGCAGCAAGAGGUCGAGGAAGUGGAGGCGGAUGCCGAAAUUCUAUCGAGAGAGGGAGAAGCAGCCAUCAGUUUUGACCUGCUGAAUUGGGAGGCUUCUUUUCCAUCUUCCCCAGCACCCCCCUCGCCUUCUGCCUCACCCUCUGUGGGUUCCAGCCUUGAUGACCUCCUCCUCAUUGACGACCAGGGUAUCCCGUACAUGCUCACCCCCGAUGGUCAGAAAGUGCUCCAGGUGGAGCUCCCCGAACCUCGCAAAGCCUUCACUGUCAGGCCUCGGCCCAAGUCAAAGCAGGUGAAACCCAAGGAUUCCACUGUGAAUGUUGCACUGUCUAACCAGGUCUUACCGAACGCCCUUCCCUGCCGGCCUUCUGGUGCGAUGCCAUCAUGUCUUAUUUCCCCUGCUUCACCAGAAUCCUCAGAUGAAUCGAAAGCCGUCGCCCCCUCAGGUGCCAAAUCCAGCUCUCUGGCUGCUCCUCACCCCCUGACCCUGUCAGAUUUAGAAUCCCAAUCCCAACCCAUUCGGAUUUUAGCCAGUUCCACAACCACCUCCCCCAUCCUCCUUCUCCCAUCCUCCCAGCUUUCAUCCCUUUCUCCACCCAAACCCAACACAAAUUCAGGUCUGAUGGCACUUUCGUUACCUAUGGCCCUUACCCAAAACUCACAAUCCACCCCUCUGCUUCUUGUCAUCUCCCCUCUUGCCGCUGGAACGGUUGCCUCUACCUCUUCCCCUGUCCUCACUGUUAAUACUCCUGCUUCCUCUACUCUAUCACUCACACAGACCACUUCUCCAUCUGCAGUCUCAGUUCCUCACUAUUCUGUACAGAAUAACCUUGAGUCCUCUUUUCCAGCCAAUCCUUCCCUCCCUGCCCUUAAUCCAGAAUCCUGUACCCUCUUUACUGCCAUCUCAGGAAACGGUAACCACUCCACUCCUACCUCUCCUUCUGACUCCUCUUCCACCGAAAAGCCCAACUCUGACAUUUCCUCCAAAGAAAUUGUUCCCAAACUUUCCCCCAGUGUACUCCUAAAAUCAGAUCCUGCCUCUGACACCAAAUCAAGUUCCAUUAAUGAGACCCAAAUCGAACGUGCGCAGUCACCGAUCCCUGCCAGCUUAUCUCCUAAGGAGAUUCCCCCUUAUCAAUUAAGGCGCAGUCUAAAAGCAUCCCCUUCUUCAGCCUCUAAACUUGCUCCCGCCUCUCGCAUCUCAGCAAACCCAUUCCCCAUCGAUGACUCGGCUUGCCCCACUUCCGGCACGCCGCCUCCAGCCACAAUCUUCCCCACCAACCAUCCAAAAAAUCUCAAUUUGUCUCCUAACUGCCCUCGCCGAAUCCUCUACUGCCAGUUUUGCCCACGGGCAUUCUACUACCUCUCCGACUUGGAGCGCCACUCCAUCACGCACUCCCAGAGCAAGCCGCACGUCUGUCCGCUCUGCAGCAAGGCUUUCAAGCGCUCUAGCCACCUGGAGCGGCACAAGCACAUUCACACGGGCCAGAGGAACUUCAUCUGCCCCAUAUGCGCCAAGAGGUUCCGCGAAGCCGGGGAGCUGCUCCGGCACCAGCGGGUGCACACGGGGGAGAAGCCCUUCCAGUGCCCGCAGUGCCACAUGCGCUUUGCCGAGCGGAACACUCUGCGCCGACACGCCAAGCGGAAACACCAGGAUCAGCCGGGAGCGGACGGGCAGGAGGGGGGCUGUGGCGGUUCUGGCGGCCCGGAGGCGGGGCAGGAGGACAGUGCGGAGUGGUACAGCUCCACUGUGCCUGAGCUGGACUCUGACAGUGACACGGACAGGGAGCAGGAAGUUUAGCCACAGCCUUGACCCCCUGCUGAGCUAAUUUAUUUUCCCAGGAACAGCACCCACUGCUCAGAAAUACAGCCCUUUUUUUGCGGUGCCCUCUCAUAGGAUAUCAUUAGCCUAUUAUUAGGGCCACCAGUUUGUCUCCACCAUGUGUCCUGCAGGUAUUUAAACCUGUAUUUCAAUGGUUUUCCUCCAGAGGUCCCCAUAGGUACUCCAACGGCAAAGUCAAGUGGCUAAUUGAGUCUCUAAUUGAAAAAUUUUGAAAAACAAUUAGUUGAUCUAAUAUUGGAAGAGUCAGGAAGGAAAGUGAACAUGCAUGGAAGUUUAAAUGCUACGAAAAGCAUGUCUUUGAGCCAGUGGUCCUCACUCCUGGUCAUGGAGAGCUGCAGGGUCUGCUGGUGUUCGUUUUUACUCAGCACUUGAGAAGCACAGGGAUUGAUCUGUUAACUCAGGUCAGCUGGUUUCUUUGGUCUGAAUUGGUCGCUGAUCUUAAUUAAAAAAAAAACAAAAA